Messenger RNA from Pogona vitticeps (central bearded dragon), 2380 nucleotides. It is a transcript of the gene ENDOU, whose product is annotated as endonuclease, poly(U) specific. Gene Ontology annotation, molecular function: RNA endonuclease activity; polysaccharide binding; scavenger receptor activity. Gene Ontology annotation, biological process: immune response. The record is from RefSeq and is a predicted model, not a curated record. Lineage: Eukaryota; Metazoa; Chordata; Lepidosauria; Squamata; Agamidae.
CUGCCUGCUGUGUGUGUGCUGCUUUGAGAGUCCACCAUGCAUCACACUUACACAAAGAAGACUUGGAUGUUUAUCCUCCUGAUUGGGACCAUCUGCUGGAGCCUGGCCUCUGGAUCUUUGUAUGGUCCUCCUGAUUCCUGUCAAGGGCGAUGUAAUGAGAAAUACAACCGAAAGGAUGUUUGUCAUUGCAAUGAUAAAUGUGAAAUAUAUCAGAACUGCUGUGAAGACUACCACAUCUACUGUGGACAGGGUAAUACAGAUGAAAAAGAAAACAACACAGUGCACAAUGGGGGAUUCUCCACCAGCGAUGAUGCCAUCACAGAUGAAGAAUUGGUACAAGCAUCUGAACAGCUUUACCAACAUGACCGCAACAGAGCACAAGAGUCUGACAUCAUUCUUAACAAGCAGCAAUUGGCUUCAAAUACUAAGGACCACGAGGAUCAGUCGCCCAAACCAUUGUUCCAAUAUGUCAAUGAGGAGAAGCUCUUCUCUCAGCCAACAUAUGCAAGUUUCAUUAAGCUGCUGGACAAUUACCACAAAAGGGUUGGGACGGGUGAAGAAUUCACCAAGGAUCAACUGAAGGAGCAGGAUACUUUCCUCAAGGAGAUAAUGAAGACAGAGAUCAUGAAGGAGCUAUACAGAUUCCUUCACAGCAAGAAUCGUUAUGAUACGGAGGCGGAGUUUGUUGCUGACCUGAAGGAGAUGUGGUUUGGCCUUUACUCCAGGAGCAAGGAUGACAGCGACUCCAGUGGCUUUGAGCAUGUCUUCACAGGUGAAGUUAAAAAAGGAAAAGUAUCUGGAUUCCAUAAUUGGAUUCGUUUCUAUCUUCUGGAGAAGAAAGGCAUCAUUAACUACCUCAGCUACAACUAUGAUGGACCAUGGACAUCAUAUCCAGAUGUGCUGGGAAUGCAAUUCAACUGGGACGGGUUUUUCAAGGAAGUUGGGACAUCGUUCAUUGGAAGCAGUCCGGAAUUUGAAUUUGGCCUCUAUUCGCUGUGUUUCAUUGCUAGGCCUGGAAAAGUGUGUCGUCUGAAAAUUGGAGGCUAUGGUCUAGGGAUCCAGACCUACACUUGGGAUAAAUCCACCUAUGGCAAUGGCAAAAAGUACAUAGCAACAGCUUAUGUGGUGUCCCCAUGAGGCUGCAAGAUCCCACGUAUGGCAACACCCUCAUGAAUGAAUCGAUGCAACCCACACAGCAACAGUGCCUCUUUCUUCACCAACAGGUGCUGUGCAAUACUGUAGCAUCUCUGAUCUUUCGAUUCUGUAUGAAUGCAAAUUGGCCCAGUUUCUGUGGAACAUGCAGAAUCUCUUGAAGCCUAAACCAUCAGGAGGCUUGGGAGAGCUAGAAAGAUUGUAUAUCCUUAACCUGAAUAAUUUCCUGCCAUAGGUGACAUGAAACAUUGCCUAAAUCCCAACUGAAUUCUAGUAAAAUGCCUGAGGAAUAUCAGUGGAAGAAAAAAAAUUAAAAGAGAGAGAGAGAGAGAAACAAAUAGGUAGCUCUGACUAUUCCUAGAUUGCAAGUGACUUUCAUCUGAAGAAAAAAUUGUCAUUAAAUGGAAGUUCCCACUAACAGACUAAGAAAUUCAACAGGAAGCCAAAAUCUCUUCAGCGAGAUGAGCAAAAUUUCUCUGGAAGGUUUUAUAAACCUCUGUUCACAAUUUGAGAAGGAAUGGCUUUCCAGACCUGGAAGAAAUAAAAAGACAUGGAAGAAGAGUCUCGGAUUUCAGCACAGCCGUGACACAUGUACUGAAGCGACCAAGCGCUAUACUUGAUUCUCUUCCUGGGUACUCCUUGGUACCAUUUGGUUUGGGGAAGGCCCAUUCAGAUGUACCUGCCAAGUCCCACCAUGUAGACAUCUCUGAAAUUCUUGAGCUGCUGAAAGAUAAUGUGGUUAAAUCUGUGCCUAAGGGAACAUAGGUCCAAAAUCAAGGUGAGCUGUGGACCAAGUGGCUGCUCAUAGACCAAGCUGCCUCUUCCCAGAUCUUCAUCUAUAAGACGGGAAAAAAAUUAUAUCCUACCUCCAUGGAGUGAAUCCGAGUGAAAGAGAGGAUGAAGAGUUCCAACUCCAGUCCUCUGAAGAUGCCGGCCACAGAAACUGACGAAACAUUAGGAAGAACAUCCUUCAGAACACGACAGAGGGCCCGAAAAACCCACAAUAACCAGAGGAUGAAGAACUUGACCUAACAAAAAGGCAAUACGCACAAUUUUCAAUAAUGACAUCAUGCUUCCCUGUGCUAUCAGUAAAUACAUCUCUGCUUGACAGCUCAGUCUGGACAUUGUGAUGUCUUUAUUUAAACCAAUCCAUUACGCCUCUCAAAAGUGCUUUACCUUGCUAGGCAAAUCCAUAUAUUUAUGUAUGUCUGUAGAUUACUGAAAGCAU